UAAGACAGAACUUGUUGAUUUCAAUUGACAGUGAUCCAAAGAUUGGCUAAAAUGAGAGACGCCACAUUCGAUUCAAUUAUGGAACAUUUGAUCUUUUUGAGGAAUCCUGAUGCAACUGCGGGAAACAAUGAAAUAAAACAGACAAACUGGAGAUCGAGAAGGCUAUUCAAGAACUUUCCUCAGAGAAAACUCUACCAUCCCACAGUGCAGAGAACAUCAUUCAGGCCAAGUUCUGAAGAGUUGAGUCAAUGGGCACAGUCUCUAGACAAUUUGCUGAGCAGUAAAUCUGGGAUUACUGCUUUUCAAGUCUUUAUGAAGUCUGAAUACUGUGAGGAGAACAUCGAGUUUUGGGUGGCCUGUGAAGAGUUUCGACAGAUCAAGUCCAGAUCGAAGCGCAGAUCCAGGGCAAAACAAAUACAUGAAGAAUUUGUCAGAGACGAUUCUCCGAAGCAGAUUAACUUGGACCACCAAACAAAGGAGUCUGUCCUCCAAUGCCUUCUAUUCCCAACAAAAUCCAGUUUCAAAGCAGCACAAGCCAGGGUUUACUUCCUGAUGGAGAACAACUCGUACCCUCGGUUUCUGGAGUCUGAAUUCUACCAUGAACUAUGUAAAUUUGCUGAAGGAGAUCGAUAAUCUUAUCUUUAGAGAGUCUUUAUAUUACAACUUUAAAAAACUGUUAGUUUGAGAGUAUGGGGUGGUGGUGGUUUUAUUCAGUGGUUGCACUGAAUCAUCAUCAUCUCAAUUGAUUUAUUUAUUGCAUAUUUUGCACAGAUUUGCACACAGGUGUAUUGAAGUGUAAAUAACAUAAAUUGUAAUUUUUAUGAUUGAGUGGUCAAUCAAAUUGGAUGUGUGGUCAAACAAUGACAUGUUGGUUCUGAAGUUGCAUGUGGUAGUUGUAUACCACUGGCUCAACAACGUACAAGAAGUUUUGUAUAAUUUCUUUUUCUAAAGAGCAUUUUCUGACAAAUACAUUUUUAUGAAAACA
Molecule: messenger RNA, 985 nt
Organism: Xyrauchen texanus (razorback sucker)
Lineage: Eukaryota; Metazoa; Chordata; Actinopteri; Cypriniformes; Catostomidae
Gene: rgs2
Product: regulator of G protein signaling 2
Exons: 5
Coding region: 52-633 (193 amino acids)
Source: RefSeq, a predicted model, not a curated record